CCACAGAGCAAAUCAAGAUGGCGGACGGAACGGGCUUGGAAGAGAAAGUCCUGAAGUACGAAGAAUUUUUAAAUGACAAAUUAAGAAAAGAUCUAGAAACUGUGAUGAAAACACAAGAAGAGGUAAACUCCAAAAUUGCCGAAUAUUUACAGUUAAAAAGCGUCAUAGAGAACAUUAAAAACUACGAUGGAGGCACUGGGAAAGGCCUGAAGACGCAAGUAGAUCUCGGCUGUAACUUUUAUUGUCAGGCGCAAAUAACAGAUCCAUCGAAGAUAUUAGUCUCAGUUGGUUAUGGAUUCUUUGUUGAGUUUACGUUGGAUGAAGCGCUGACAUUUAUCAAGAAAAAGUGCAAUCAACUGACGACAUACAGUUCAAAGUUAGGGAAUGAUUCCGCUAAAAUCAAAGCUCACAUCAAACUUGUCCUGGAAGGACUAAGAGAGUUGCAAGACAUUGGUGCAAAGAAAGAAGAACCGAGGCCUGUUUGGUGAGGCAAAAUUAAUUAUCUUCACCUCGAGAAAGCCUCGAAAGACAAUAUUUGGAGUUGCUCUACAGGUGAUAGGGUUUUCACAUACGCAUAACCUAUCAGGGCUCAGGUGAAUUCACAUACAGACCAUGUGAUCUUCCUCUGCAGCAUAUUGUAGUGUCAGUAGUUGCCUUAGGCUUGAUUUCCGCCGCUUUCUCGAGUCCGGUCUACGUUCCUCCCCGAGAAGAGACGGCUGGACGCGUGA
Messenger RNA from Orbicella faveolata, 728 nucleotides. Its product is annotated as protein UXT homolog. The record is from RefSeq and is a predicted model, not a curated record. Gene Ontology annotation, cellular component: mediator complex. Gene Ontology annotation, molecular function: transcription corepressor activity. Gene Ontology annotation, biological process: negative regulation of transcription by RNA polymerase II; positive regulation of transcription by RNA polymerase II. NCBI's taxonomy places the organism in Eukaryota, Metazoa, Cnidaria, Anthozoa, Scleractinia, Merulinidae.